GAAGAAAGCUUAAUAUAUAAAACCUCAAAACUUAAUCUAAAGCUUCAAUGUGGGCUGUUAAGAUACGGUUUAAUCUGCAGUAGGCGUGACGGAUUCGGCAAUGACCAAGUCAAUUAAAGCACACACAUCAGAACCAUCCACGAAAGACAAAUGCGUUGAAACGUUUGGAUUGGGACAGAAUUAAAAUGAAGAAUGCCUAGCCGGAUAUUGACCAGAAGGCCUAUCUUGCAAAAUAUAAAUCCUCAUCCACACAUUUUAUCUCUACAGCUGGAAAUCUGUACAUUUACAGCACAAGAAACCCUAAAUCAUGGAGAGAGAAUUGGGAGAAUUGCAAUUUCUGGACAUCGUGGGAGUAGUUGCAGAGGCCUUCAAAAUCUUGCGCUCUGCGGCGAAAUUACUGUGCGCCAUAACGCUUACCCUGCUUCUGCCCCUUUCCUUUGCGAUCCUCGGCCACAGUUUGAUUUCAGAGCCCCUGUUCAAGAAAAUCCUGAGGAACAAAUUACUUCUGCCAUAUGAGGAGGGCACAUCCAUGGAAAAGGAAACCCUACACAAACUUUAUGUGGAAAUUGGGGAACUUUUCCUUUUCGAAGCCGCAUACAUAUCUUUCGUCUUCGCCUUCUCGCUUCUGUCAACGGCUGCCGUGGUGUACACAGUGGCGAGUGUUUACACGCGCAAGGAAUUGACCUACGCUAGGGUUAUGAGCGUCGUCCCUAGGGUUUGGAAGCGCCUGAUUGUAACUUUUCUCUGGUAUUUUGCCGUCAUGCUCGCGUACUAUGUGGCCGUUCUCUUCGCCGUCUUCUGGUUGAUUUUGAUCAUCGGAAAGGAAAAUCUCAAAAGCGGGAGGUUUUUCUUCGGGCUUCUGGUAAUCACCAUCAUUUCGUUCUCUGUCCACGUGUACAUCGGCAUGGUAUGGCACGUUGCCUGCGUGGUUUCCGUUCUGGAGGAGCGUUGGGGUUUGGGGGCGAUGAAGAAGAGCAAAGAUCUCAUCAAAGGAUGGCGCGGCACAGCGCUGGCUUUGAAUAUUUUGUAUCUGUUGAUCAUGGGCGGAAUUGGAUGGUUUUUUCAGUACGGGGUUGUACACGGCAGGUAUCACCAGAUCGGCGCCGGCGAAAUGACCGCCAAUGCGGCGCUUCUGGUGGCGCUGCAGUGUGGGUUUAAUCUUCUGUGGUGGCUUGUUCAGAGCGUCUUUUACUUUGUCUGUAAAUCCUUCCACCAUGAGAGCAUUGAUAAAUCGGCUCUGUCAGAUCAUUUGGAGGCGUACCGAGGAUUGUAUAUGCCUCUCAAGGACAACAACAUUCAGCUGGAACAUUUUGACCCUUGAAAUUUUUUCAGCUAUGUACCUGCUUGGUCUCCAGUUCGAAUCGCAUUACUGUUGCUUGUGAAAGUCAAUUUAAUGUGUUGACUGGAGGGUUUAGGUUUUGGGCAUGGAGGUCCAACCUAACUACCUACACGCGUAGUUUCUGUAGUUCUAGUUUACAGUGAGUAAUUAUCAUGUAUUAUGUUCAUGGUGGGGUAGAUUUAAAUGUUAUGAUAUUUAUUUUUCUUUUA
Molecule: messenger RNA, 1548 nt
Organism: Cryptomeria japonica (Japanese cedar)
Lineage: Eukaryota; Viridiplantae; Streptophyta; Pinopsida; Cupressales; Cupressaceae
Exons: 1
Coding region: 308-1321 (337 amino acids)
Source: RefSeq, a predicted model, not a curated record